AUGACUGCCUCUACAGCACUUCAAAAGGCUAUAGAACUUGUAACCCGUGCAACUGAUGAAGACAAAAAUAAAAAUUAUGAGGAAGCAUUGCGGCUUUAUACUGGAUCUUGUGAAUAUUUUAUGCAUGCUUUAAAAUAUGAAUGCCAAGCUGAGCGUCAAAAAGAAAUUAUUCGUGAACGAAUGCAAGAGUACAUGAAACGUGCUGAAGAUUUGAAGGAUCACAUCAAAAAGACCUCAAACAAUUCAAAAGGAGGCAAACGUCCAGUUAAAGAAGACGAUAAAGAUUCUAGCGGCGAUGAAGAAGAUGGAAAUAAAAAAUUUCAAAAGGCUAUAAAUAAAGCUAUUGUAGUCGAAAAACCAAAUGUUAAAUGGGAGGAUAUUGCUGGGUUAGAUGGUGCUAAAGAGGCAUUGAAGGAAGCUGUUAUUUUGCCAAUAAAGUUUCCACAUUUGUUUAAAGGUUCCCUCUUUUUUAAAUAG
Meloidogyne enterolobii is the source of this 477-nucleotide messenger RNA. NCBI's taxonomy places the organism in Eukaryota, Metazoa, Nematoda, Chromadorea, Rhabditida, Meloidogynidae. The record is from the annotation of a GenBank genome assembly.